AUGGAUGCUUCGAUUGAGUUACAAGAAUUGAAAGUUCUUCUACAGGAUAUUCAUUUGAAUGCUGCCGUUGCGGACGUCAUUAUUUGGCUGUUCGAUUCUUCUAAAGUUUUCACGGUCAAGUCAUGGUAUGCUUUGUUGAUGCAAGAACAAGGUGAAGUUGAUUUGGAGGAUGGCAGGAAACAGGGGCUGAACUGGAUAUGGGGAGCUUAUGUUCCAUCGAAAUUGAAAUUUUUUGGUUGGCGACUGUUGUUGGAUAGAUUACCUACAAGAAACCAUCUUCUCCAUAGAGGAAUCAUUGACUCAAGCCAGAAUGCAGUGUGUGCUUUCUGUCUUAUGCAGGUUGAAGACAGCACACACUUGUUCCUGCAGUGCACAAAAUUAAGGAGUUUUUGGUGCAGAGUCUGUUCUUGGCUGGAUUUAGACAUUAUUGCAGGUGUAGACUGUUGCGGCAACCUCAACUCUUGCAUAAACUUACUGACGGGGAAGAUGUCUUGUAGUAGAGGGGCGGCUAUUUGGUUGACUGUUUGUUGGUGUAUUUGGAAGACUAGAAACGAUGUCAUAUUUAAUAACGCUAAGUUGGAUGCCGAGGAGCUAUUUUAUCUUAUAUUGUGGUACUCUUGGUGGUGGCUUGCAUUUGUUGCUAAGGAUAGGAUUACAUGUAAUUUUUACGAGUGGUUUAAAAACCCUUUUGUGUGCAUUUGA
Molecule: messenger RNA, 702 nt
Organism: Vicia villosa (hairy vetch)
Lineage: Eukaryota; Viridiplantae; Streptophyta; Magnoliopsida; Fabales; Fabaceae
Exons: 1
Coding region: 1-702 (233 amino acids)
Source: RefSeq, a predicted model, not a curated record